Molecule: messenger RNA, 5362 nt
Organism: Ahaetulla prasina
Lineage: Eukaryota; Metazoa; Chordata; Lepidosauria; Squamata; Colubridae
Gene: STK4
Product: serine/threonine kinase 4
Exons: 11
Coding region: 130-1584 (484 amino acids)
Biological process (GO): intracellular signal transduction; protein tetramerization; protein phosphorylation
Cellular component (GO): cytoplasm
Molecular function (GO): protein serine/threonine kinase activity; ATP binding
Source: RefSeq, a predicted model, not a curated record
CUUUAGUCGGGAGCGAGUAAGAAGAGCUGGGAGAAAGCGGGCGGGAUGGAGCGCCGGUGACUGCCGCCUCUCUUUGAUUCUCCGCAUCGUCCCGGCUUUGCCUACCGGCCGCUUGCUACUCCUGCGGCCAUGGAGACCGUGCAGUUGCGCCACCCGCGCCGGCAGCUAAGAAAAUUAGAUGAAGAUAGUUUGACAAAACAGCCUGAAGAAGUGUUUGAUGUGUUGGAAAAACUUGGAGAAGGAUCCUAUGGCAGCGUAUUCAAAGCUAUCCAUAAAGAAACCGGCCAAGUUGUUGCAAUUAAGCAAGUUCCUGUUGAAUCUGAUUUGCAGGAGAUUAUUAAGGAGAUAUCAAUAAUGCAACAAUGUGAUAGUCCUCAUGUAGUCAAAUAUUAUGGCAGCUAUUUUAAGAACACGGACCUCUGGAUAGUAAUGGAAUAUUGCGGUGCCGGAUCUGUGUCUGAUAUAAUUCGACUACGAAAUAAAACGUUGAUGGAAGAUGAAAUUUCUACAAUAAUACAAUCAACACUGAAAGGAUUGGAAUACCUACAUUUCAUGAGGAAAAUACACCGUGACAUCAAAGCUGGCAACAUAUUACUUAAUACAGAAGGACAUGCUAAACUUGCAGAUUUUGGGGUAGCCGGCCAGCUUACUGAUACUAUGGCAAAAAGAAAUACUGUGAUAGGAACUCCAUUCUGGAUGGCACCUGAAGUGAUCCAAGAAAUUGGAUACAAUUGUCUGGCAGACAUCUGGUCUCUGGGUAUCACUGCCAUUGAAAUGGCUGAAGGAAAACCUCCAUAUGCUGAUAUUCAUCCAAUGAGGGCAAUUUUCAUGAUUCCAACAAAUCCACCACCAACAUUUCGAAAGCCAGAACUAUGGUCAGACGAAUUUACAGAUUUUGUAAAACAGUGUCUUGUGAAGUGUCCAGAACAAAGAGCCACUGCUACGCAAUUGCUUCAGCACCCAUUUGUAAAAAAUGCCAAAGGAGUUUUCAUCUUGCGAGAUAUGAUUAAUGAGGCAAUGGAUAUUAAACUAAAAAUUCAGCAAGCUCAACAGCGUGACAUGUUUCAUGAUGAUGAAGAAAAUUCAGAAGAAGAUGAAAUUGAUUCUAGGACCAUGGUUCGAGCAAGGGGACAAGAGAUGGGGACAAUUAGAGCUGCUUGUGGAAUGAGUGAAGGUGGCAAUACCAUGAUAGAAUACAAUGACACUCUAGCAACACAAUUAGGAACAAUGGUCAUAAAUGCAGAAGAUGAGGAAGAUGAGGGGACCAUGAAAAGGAGAGAUGAAACCAUGCAGGCUGUCAGACCAUCUUUCCUUGACUAUUUUGAGCAAAAGGAGAAAGAGAAUUGGCAAAACAACUAUGGAAGGCAGGUAUCUGAAAGAUGUUCCUCAGAUUGGAGAGUUCCUCUGGAUGGUGAUUAUGAAUUCUUGAGGAACUGGACAGUUGAAGAACUUCAAAGACGACUUGGGACACUUGAUCCCAUGAUGGAGCAGGAGAUAGAAGAGGUUCGCCAAAGGUAUCAAUCAAAACGGCAACCAAUUCUAGAUGCCAUUGAAGCAAAGAAAAGACGCCAGCAGAACUUCUGAGGAAAACCUGGCAGUAGAAUAGAUGUCCAUCAUUCCUUACAAUAAACUGUUCUACAAUAAACUGUUCUAUGACUACUGUGUAGGUGGAUUUCUAUUUCUAUUUGCUAUAGCACCUUUUCUAACUCAGGUAUGCCAUUGAAUGGAGUCCUCAUGAAGAGAUCAUGCUUUGUAUGAAUGGUAGAUUUUAGAUACAUUGCAUGUUGCUUUUGAGAAAUCCUGACUUAGCUGGGAGCUAAACUUUGUAUUACAGAUUAAUACAAGAAUAGGAAAUAGAUUUGAAUAAGAUUGGUACUUAGAUUUUACAGUUUUUGCAGUUCAGUUCCAAACAAUAUAUAUCAGAAUGUAUAAUACACUUUUUUAUGAAAAACCCAAGUAACCAGAACAAUAAUUCUGAUGUGAUGUUCUUGGAUGAAGUAUAUAGGAAUUAAUUUUUUUUUGCUUUUUCAUUGAACUGUUAAAAAUGUUGUGAAAUCAGAGUCCUUACACACUAAUCUGUUAUCUAAAUUGAUUCAAAAAAUAUUCAUCAUCUUCGAUAUGUAGCAACCACUUGAGGGUAAACAAUCCUUACUUUCGUCUUGCUGCAUUGGUAUAAUGAACUUUGGAAAUGAGUUAAAAAAGAGAAGUGAUUCAUUAGCAAGUUUACCUAUCCUGCUCCAGCAUUUGAAAAGGAAUAUGAACUUUAUCUAGUCUAGAAACUUCUAAAAGCUCCAUGCUUUUUUAUUUCUUUUUUUAAAGUAUUACUCUUCAGUGUUAUAUUUUUUCUUUGUUUUUUAUUUUUACUAGAAUUAUAACUGAAUGAAUGCUAAUAUAUUUUCAGUGAUGUCUAUCAGAUAAAAAAACAUAACAAAUCUUUUAUUUUCAGUAUUUUUUUUCAGAUUUUGUGGUAGCAGAGGAAUGUCAGUCCCUCUAGUUCCGAAAAAAUGAGUAUUUCUUUUGAUAAUAAUGUUAUUUAAAAUAGUUAAGGAAUUGUGGACUUUUUUAUUCUUUGCUACUUCAAGUUGAAUUUGUGUAAGGUUUGUGGUACUAGUUUUGAAUUUGAAGUGGCAUGUUUCCUUUUAUUUGGAAAAAUAUAUCUAUCAGUUAGGUCUAAGUAAAGAUCUUAAGACCCAAAUUAAUUUCAAAAUACCAUUUUGUUAAAAAACAACAACAACCUAUCUGUGAUAAAACAAUUGCCUUCAUGAAUAGAUACUGUGUUUCCCUGAAAAUAAGACCCGGUCUUAUUUUUUAUUUAUUUAUUUUUUGCCACCAAAAAAGGCACCAAGUCUUAUUUUCAGGGGUGUCUUCCUGACUCACCUCAGAGGCACCGACAGCCCUGCCCAGCAGGAGCUUGCUGCCAACCCUCUACUUCUGUGGCCACUUGACUGCUUGCCAGGGGCGACGCACGUAAGCAGCGGCAAGCAGCCGCAAAAGUAAGGCAGGUGUUAGGGUAUGUGAGGCCUGGUAAGUAUGGCAGCUCCCUCCCCCCCCAUUUCCCCACCCUAGCUUAAUUUUUACUCAUGCGCCUCGCCCUACCCCGUGCACCCUGGAGUGGGCAGGGCCUUAACUGGGGCUUAUUUUGGGGGGUGGGGCUUAUAUUGUAUGCACGUGUAAAAAUCAAGCUAGGGUUUACUUUUGGUGUAGGUUGUAUUUUCGGGGAAACACGUUACUUUGUGAAAAUCUCAAGGUUGGAUUUGUACUAAGGGAAACUUAUAAUGGAAUGUGUCUGUGACAGCUUCAGUUUCAGAAGUGUCCACAGAAAUCUUCCUUCUUUUCACCUACAACAUAUAUGAAACUACCCUGUUUCCCCAAAAAUAAGCCCUCCCCAAAAAUAUUUAAACAUAUGCGCAGCCGGUCCUUGCCAUUUCCUCUGGUUAGGGUUAGGGAGUAAGAGCUGGAAAUCGGGUAAGACAGCAAGAGGAUCCCUGUCUUGCUCCACGCCCCCCAAAAUAAUAAGGCCAACCGCUUAUUUCGGGUUAAAAAAUACAUAAGACAGGGUCUUAUUUUGGGGGAAACACGGUAUUGGAAUGUAAUAACCAAACUACAAAGAGAGUUCUAUAUAAUUAAGUGGGUUUCAGAAUGUGAAAAAGGACUUGAAAUUCUUCAAUUCUUGCAACAGCCUCAUGUGCCUAGUAUAUUUAUCCUCGGGGGUUCUUUUGACCUGUAGAGGAUACAUAGAGAAUGGUUGAAAUAUCAUACUUGUAUAUGGAAGAUUUACAGCUAACAGUUCUGAUGAAUGUCUGUAAUUUAUGACACUGCAGUUUGAUAACUUCCCACAAGAACAAAAUGGAAAUAUAUGACUAUGUCCUUGCUGCUCAAGAUCUGGAAACAUUUGUUUGAUACUUAACACACCAAAUUACAGAUUGCAUAUAUGUACUGCGUUUUGUGUCCCCACAGAUCAGGGAAAAAGAACCCUCUUUGGUACACAAUUCAGGAGAUGUUUUAAAUUUACAUUUCUAUAACUUUGUCUAUCUCUGUCAGGUGGGAAGUUGUUGAGUUGGGCCAUGCCCUUCUUAUUUCAGAGAAGAAUGAUAAUUCUAAGUAAGCCAUGUUCUUUUCAGUAUUGAUAUUAAGGAAAUACUGCUAUUGGCUCAGUCAAAAACAGUUUGAUUGAGUUCUCUUCCUAAAAAUUUACUCCCAUUACUACCAUUGAGUCAUCCUGGAACAGGAAAAGCCAAGAUAAUUGAUCUAUUUCCAUUAGCAAACCUUUGGUAUAAAUUCAGGGCUGAAAAAGGAAGUGUUAAAUAAUAAACCAAAGUAUUUAUGUUCUAUAUAAAGCAAUGUUGAAAAGGUACCACAUAACUUGUCAGUUUCUCUUAAUGAAACAAUCUGGCUUACAGAAAUUUGCUAUGAAGACUAGAAAAUAGCAAGUUGCUAUUCAAAUUAAUAAAACUGGAUGCUCUCUGUGUCACUGAAUUCUGUACCAUGUUUCCUGAUUAAAUUCUCUUUGCAACUAUCCCUUUAACCUCUAUUCUCACAAUUCCCCCAAAGAGUUCUCAUUCCUGUAUAAUUCCACUACCCAAAUAAAAUGGGAAGAUUUUUUUAAGUGAACUAUUAAAAUAAAUAGCUUUUGAAUUGAAGACAUUUUGUUUUUAAUAAUGAUGUUUCUGCAGAAUGUGACUCAUGUAUUUAAAAUCCUAUGUAAAAUCCUUUGGUUGGACAUAUUUCCCUUUACACUAAUCAGUGAAUAUUCUUCACUUCAAGCAAUGGUAAGAAAAGAUCUGUGCAUGACAGAACUUCAUUCUAGUCUGUUUUGUGGGUAAAAUGUUGAAAAAAGCAAGGGAAUGAAAGAAUAUAGCAAUUAUAGCAGUUGAGUUCCUUCUUCAACUUUGAAAACUACAAGAAUUGAGGAUUAUGUUCAGAAUGCCUACUCUCUGCAGUAACUUCAGCUGAAACAGGAGAUUCUGAUUCCUAUUUUGGGGUCUUUUACAAGAAUAUAUCACUUCAUUUGUCAUCCAGGCUGUAUUUUCAAAGUAUAUAUACAUUCCAUUCUCAUGGAUCAUAUGUACCAACGGAAGUAUUUUGAGUCAACUGUCACCUUUUUCUUUUUUCAGUCUUAAAUCCACUGUCUAGUUUUAGUUCUGUGAGAAAUUAAAUGUGAAGCCAGUAGCUUUAAUGUUUUGUAAUAAAAGUUACACGGAUGUAAUUUGAACUUCUCUUUUUUUAGAGAUCUGGCUGUUUUGUAUAUAAUUGUUUAAAUCCUUAGUUUAUAUAUGAAUGAAGAUGACUUUUUUAUCUUAUUUAGCUAAAUACAGGAAAGUUGUUUUGGAUUUAAAUAUUUGUUUUAUAGGACAAAAUAAAC